Arxiozyma heterogenica is the source of this 1422-nucleotide messenger RNA. It is a transcript of the gene COQ6, whose product is annotated as putative N,N-dimethylaniline monooxygenase COQ6. Gene Ontology annotation, cellular component: mitochondrion. The coding region runs from base 1 to 1422 and encodes 473 amino acids. NCBI's taxonomy places the organism in Eukaryota, Fungi, Ascomycota, Saccharomycetes, Saccharomycetales, Saccharomycetaceae. The transcript has a single exon. Gene Ontology annotation, biological process: ubiquinone biosynthetic process. The record is from RefSeq and is a predicted model, not a curated record. Gene Ontology annotation, molecular function: FAD binding; 2-octaprenyl-6-methoxyphenol hydroxylase activity.
AUGUUUUCUCGAGGAUUUAUUAGAAAAUUGGCCACAUCCACAAAGUCUACUCCUAAAAUAACAGAUAUUUUAAUCGUUGGUGGUGGUCCAGCAGGCUUGACAUUAGCCACAGGGAUCCAAGAAUCCCCUAUCUUAUCCAAAUAUAAUGUUACUUUAGUAGAUGGGAACGACCUGCUAAAUAAAGUGGGUGAUUUUUACUACGACCCUCCAAGUUAUUUCACUAAUAGAGUAGUCUCUGUGACGCCACAAUCUAUGAAAUUCCUCACUGAAAAGUUAAAAGUUGCUUUACUUCAAGAUAGGAUUCAACCAUAUGAUGGAUUAUAUGUAAACGAUGGUAUUACAGAUGCCUUUUUGGAGAUUGAAAGAGAAGAAAUGCUUUAUAUGAUUGAGAUUUUAAAUAUACAAUCUUCUUUGUUGCACAAGUUGACUACCAAUUCAAUUAAUUCAAGAGUCAAUAUUUUUGAUAAUUGCAAAGUGAAAUCAAUAACCUCUAGUGUCAAAGGAGAUCCAACGUCAUGGCCUCUGGUAGAGUUGGCUAAUGGUGAGAUUUAUAAAACUAGACUCUUGGUUGGUGCCGACGGUUUUAAUUCACCAGUAAGGAACUUUGCUGGUUUAUAUUCUCGUGGAUGGAAAUAUGAUACAUGGGGGUUGGUAGCAACUUUAAAAUUAGAUCCCCAAUCUUUACCUAUUUAUAAGUUGCGUGGUUGGCAAAGGUUCUUACCAACAGGCCCCUUAGCUCAUUUACCUUUGCCCGGAGAUAAUGCUUCGAUGGUUUGGUCCACUGGUGGAAACGAAAUGUCAUCGAUAUUAAUGGAGAUGGAUUCUAAAUUAUUCGCUAAAAUGGUUAACGCUGGAUUCAUUUUGACAACAACUGAUAUUCAGUACUAUUUAGCUGCAUUUAAAAAAGGAACAUUAACAACUGAACAGAUAAUUGAAGAUAUUGAUGAUAGAAUCAAUCAAGUAUACAGUUCGUUUAAAGAUGAAACUCAAAUCGAUGAAAAAUUCCCACCCUUAGUGGUUGACGUAGUACCAGGAACACGGGCCCGUUUCCCAUUAAAAUUUAGCCACGCUGAUUCCUAUGUAACUGAUCGUGUUGCACUUGUUGGAGACGCUGCACAUACCACACAUCCGUUGGUUGGUCAAGGUUUAAAUAUGGGACAACAUGACAUAGAACAAUUACUAAACUGUUUGGAAAGAGCCACAUUGCGUGGGCAAGAUAUUGGUUCUGCUUUAAGUUUGGAACCAUACUGGGCUAAUAGCUAUGGUUUUAAUAAUAUUAGGUUAGGGAUGGCAGAUAAAUUACAUAAAUUGUAUCACACUGAUUUCACACCUGUCGUUGCAAUGAGAUCUUUAGGUUUAAAUAUCGUGAAUCAACUUAAUCCUGUGAAAAACCUUAUUGCAGAUAUAAUGACAGGUAGAUAA